AAGGAAGGGAAUUGAGACGAUGGUGCACGACAAACAGUUGUGUAAUUGCUUUUGAGAAACGGCUCUUGUCGGAGGCUGUCAUCGAUUUGUCUUUGCCGAGGACAACUCGUUUACUCAGUGUGUGGGAGGAGGCCUGGUCGGCAGUGAUCAUUACUGGACUGACUGUGGGGACCAUGGUUAUGUUGAAGAUCUCUGCUUUCCUCGUUGCCUACGCCCUGGUCAUUUGCCAGAUGUACUGCUCACAAGCCGCCCCUGCCAGACCGGGUUUAGAGUCCAUGUCAGACCGAGUCACGCUCACGGACUACGAGGCGCGAAGGUUACUCAACGCCAUCGUCAAGGAGUUUGUGCAGAUGACGGCGGAGGAGCUGGAGCAGCAGGCAACUGAAGGAAACAGCAUGGACAGGCCCCUAACCAAGCGGUGCUCCAACCUCAGCACCUGUGUGUUGGGCAAACUGUCUCAGGAUCUGCACAAGUUGCAGACGUUCCCUCGCACGAACGUGGGAGCAGGAACGCCCGGCAAGAAGCGCAGUGCGCCUGAGAGCGACAGCUAUGCAAGCUACGGCGAGACGUUUGACAGCAUCUAACCCCUCCUCAUCCUCCCUCAGCCCCUCUUUUACCUUUACUGCAUCUUCCUCCUCCCCUGUCCUAUUUCUCUCCUUAUCCCACUUUCUUCCUUAUUGUUUUUUUGGAUGUGCAUGCUGAUUUUUCCUGCUCGAUUGACAUGAAAAGAAAAUGACUUUUAAC
This is a messenger RNA of Perca flavescens (yellow perch), 744 nucleotides long. Its product is annotated as calcitonin-1. NCBI's taxonomy places the organism in Eukaryota, Metazoa, Chordata, Actinopteri, Perciformes, Percidae. The record is from RefSeq and is a predicted model, not a curated record. The coding region runs from base 174 to 584 and encodes 136 amino acids. Gene Ontology annotation, molecular function: hormone activity; calcitonin receptor binding. Gene Ontology annotation, cellular component: extracellular region. The transcript has 4 exons.